Messenger RNA from Zerene cesonia (dogface butterfly), 629 nucleotides. RefSeq lists its product as uncharacterized. The record is from RefSeq and is a predicted model, not a curated record. NCBI's taxonomy places the organism in Eukaryota, Metazoa, Arthropoda, Insecta, Lepidoptera, Pieridae. The coding region runs from base 39 to 629 and encodes 196 amino acids. The transcript has 6 exons.
AAUACCUACACUAAUUUAUUUUGAUCUAACCGACUAACAUGUUGAAAGCUAUGAUUGUAAAACUCUGCGUCAUUGCUUUGUUGUUGGGAGUAAUUUAUACAUUCGACGUGGCAAUAGAAAGGGUUCAAAUAACACAUGUUGACGAUAUCUACAUUUCAAAUGUGUCAGCGAUUGUGAGAAGAUAUUCCCGGAAAAGUAAACCAGCUCUUAAUAUUUACGCCAGUGUGCUGCGCACGUGGGACAAUAGAAUAUCGGCGGACAUUUCUGUCGAAGAAUUUCUACACAAUGAAUAUAGACCAACAUUUGUCGUAUUGAAGUUCAAAGUAUGUGAUUUAUUUGCAUCUCCAUUUUUUACUUUUAGAAAAGAACACGGUUUGGAAUGUCCACUACAACCUAAAUUUUAUGAAGUCACAAAUAUAACAAUAAACUCCAAUACUUUACCAAGUGUCUUCCCGAUGGAUCAAGGCAGAGCACUAGCCUCAAUAUAUGUUACAGCAACCAAGCAUCCUAUUCUAAAAGUAUACAUAUAUGAACGGGCACAACGCGGUAAAGGGCGACAUGCGAAAAUCGAGGAUCUAGAAUCCCUGGUGUGGACCCCUAACAGUCCAGCUGAACCUGAAGAGAUAUGA